This is a messenger RNA of Mitosporidium daphniae, 123 nucleotides long. RefSeq lists its product as uncharacterized. NCBI's taxonomy places the organism in Eukaryota, Fungi, Microsporidia. The record is from RefSeq and is a predicted model, not a curated record. The transcript has a single exon. The annotation marks the transcript as partial.
AUGAACACCCCAAAAUUUAUACUUCUCGUAACUUUUAUUCUUUCUAUUCUCGGGGUUCCUUCAUUACAACUUGAAGAGGAAAAGAAAAGUCCAAAAAACUCUUCAGAAGCUCAAAAACCUCCA